Epinephelus fuscoguttatus (brown-marbled grouper) is the source of this 5309-nucleotide messenger RNA. RefSeq names its product E3 ubiquitin-protein ligase TRIM21-like. Gene Ontology annotation, molecular function: zinc ion binding; protein binding. NCBI's taxonomy places the organism in Eukaryota, Metazoa, Chordata, Actinopteri, Perciformes, Serranidae. The record is from RefSeq and is a predicted model, not a curated record. Bases 151 to 1791 code for a protein of 546 amino acids. The transcript is spliced from 2 exons.
GCAGAGCUGCAGUGGAGACAAGUCUCUGUGUUUCUCUCUACACAAACAUUCAACUGAAUCCAGCAGGUUUUCAUCAACAGCAAACUCUGGUGAGUUCACUGACCUACAGAGACAACAGGAAACUGAAGAUUCCGUCAUAAGAGUGUCGAUAUGGCUGCUGCCAGCUGUCUGCUGACUGAAGAUCAGUUCCUGUGCUCCAUCUGUCUGGAUGUGUUCACUGAUCCAGUCGCCAUACCAUGUGGACACAACUUCUGUAAAACCUGCAUCACUGAACACUGGAGUACUAAUGUCCCCUAUCAGUGUCCAAACUGUAAGAAGGUUUUCAGCACCAGACCUGAGCUGCAUGUCAACACCUUCAUCUCUGAGAUGGCUGCUCGGUUCAGACAGUCAGCUCAACAGAAAGCCAGCAGCAGCAGCAGCAGCUCAGAGCAACAAGUUCCCAAACCAGGAGAAGUUCCCUGCGAUGCCUGCACUGGAACCAGACUGAAGGCCCUGAAAUCCUGCCUGGUGUGUCUGGAAUCCUACUGUGAGACUCACCUGGAGCCUCAUCUGACAAGAUCAGGCCUGAAAAGACAUCAGCUGAUCGACCCUGUGGAGAACCUGGAAGGCAGGAUGUGUCUGAAGCACGAUAAACUGCUGGAGCUGUUCUGUAAGAGCGACCAGAUGUGUGUCUGCAUGCUCUGCACCUAUUCAGACCACAAGACACAUGAUGUUGUUCCUCUGAGAGAAGAAUAUGAAGGAAAGAAGGCCGAGCUGGAGACUGAAAUUCAGCAGAUGAUCCAGAAGAGACGACUGAAGAUUGAGGAGAUUAAACACUCAGUGGAGCUCAGUGAGGAAGAUGCAGACAGAGAGAUAGCAGAUGGUGUUCAGGUCUUCACCGCUCUGAAGGAGUCUGUUGAGAGAAGCCAGGCCGAGCUCAUGGACACGAUCAAAGAGAAGCAGAGAAAGACAGAGAAACAGGCUGAAGGCUUCAUCAAAGAGCUGGAACAGGAAAUCUCUGAGCUGAAGAAGAGGAGCACUGAGGUGGAGCAGCUCUCAUGCUCUGAAGACCACCUCCACCUCUUCCAAAGCUUCAUGUCCCUGAACACUGCUCCACCCACCAAGGACUGGACAGAGGUCAGCGUCCGUCCACCUUCACAUGAGGGGACUGUGAGGAGAGCUGUGAGUCAGCUGGAGGAGACACUUAGUAAACAGAUGAAGAAGCUGUUUGAGGUCGAGCUGAAGAGGGUCCAGCAGUCUGCAGUGGAUGUGACACUCGAUCCUGAUACAGCACAUCCUACACUCAUCCUGUCUCAUGAUGGGAAACAAGUAAAGCUUGGUGAUGUGUGGAAAAAUGUCCCAGACAAUCCAGAGAGAUUUAAUUUUCAUGGUAAUGUCUUAGCAAAGCAGAGUUUCUCUUCAGGAAGAUUUUAUUAUGAGGUUCAGGUUGAAUGGAAGACUGAAUGGAAUUUAGGAGUGGCCAGAGAGUCGAUCAACAGGAAGGGAAGAAUCCCAGCAAACCCUCAGAAUGGUUUCUGGUUAUUAUCUUUAAGAAAUGAAAAUGAGUACUAUGCCCGUGCCGGCCCUGAUAUCCGUCUGUCUCUAGAGUCUCGGCCUGAGAAGGUGGGGGUGUUUGUGGAUUAUGAGGAGGGUCUGGUCUCCUUUUAUGAUGUUGAUGCUGCGGCUCUUAUCUACUCCUUUACUGGCUGCUCCUUCACUGAGAAACUCUACCCAUACUUAAGUCCUUGUACCAACAAUGAUGGUAAAAACUCUGCCCCUCUGAUCAUCUCUCCUGUCAAUUACACUAAGUAGAACAGCCACUUAACUUUCUACAAACAGACUGCAAGACACUUAAUGAAAGAAAAUUGCACAUUUACCAGCACUGUGUGCUUUGUAUGCUGAAUUUUCUUCAGACCCCUGUAGAUGUUUUUUGCCCUUUUUUUGUGCAACUCAAAACAUAAUUUCUCUUUAAUGCAGUUUGCAGUUGGGACUUUUUGGCCUAUGUUCAUUUUCUGUUUUGGCGAAAUAGUGCUGGUGAUUUUUUUUUUUUUUUUGUCAGAUUCCUAAAUUGAUUUUCAAAAAUCAUACCAUACACAAUAACAAGAUGCCUUGUGGUUUUUGUGUCAUGUGUCCAAACAAUGUUAAUUGUGCCAGAAAACAAUGACAUUGAUACUGAUGACAUUGGUGUAAACAUGUUCUACUUUAAUCAUUUUAAUGUUGAAAUAUUUGUAUUUGAAAAUGUUGGCCCCUCAAAGAUGUGUCCAGGGGCUGUACUCAAACAUAUUGAGAACACUCUCAGAGAGCUCCUAACUCAAAAAUAUUUUAGUAAGGACUCCUAGCUUAGGGGUGAUUUAGGAAAGUUCUCAGAGCGACUCUGAGCAAGGAAGGGACAGAAAGUUUUAUCUGAGUGAGGAGGUGUGGUUGACCCUGUUGCUAGUUGUGAUGCAUUCUUUUAACAAAUGUGAUUGGUUGUCACAGACACGCCCUUUUGUGAGCCUACAAGGUGUGGACAACCAGUGGAAAUUACUGACUGUCAAAGUGUUGUCACCGUUAGUGUGAUCACUCUGCUGAUGGAAGGUUGAGACAGACUGAACUCAUCACUACUGCACUGUUUUUUUUUUUUUAAGUUUUCCAAAUAUCUUAGUGUUGUGUUCAUUUUAUGUCAUUUUAAGUCCUCCUCCCUGCUCCUAACAGUUUUUCACCUUAGGAGCUCUUAUAAGGUCUAAGAUGCUCAGUAAAUAACUUCUUUACACAGAUUUAGUCUUAACUUUGAGGAAAAAUUCUAAGAAAACGUCACAGUUCUAAAAAAAUCUUAGAAUUUUGUCACUCGGAGCAACUCUUGGCACCAGGAAGCUGAAUACGGCCUCAGGAUUUUUGUCAACUCUGUCAAAUUUCUACAAACAUCAUUUAAUCAGAUAUAAAAAGGGAAAGCAAAAUCACAAGGAUUCUGAGAAAUAUUCUCAAAACGCUGCAUGACUGUGAGUAAAUGAUUAGAUGGUGCAGGGAUAAUAUGUGUGGUUGAUUAGGGAUAUGCACACAUUUCCCACCUAAUGCUACAAUGGCAGAAAUAGAGAUAUUUGAAGAAACUGUAAAAACACAACCGUGCAGCAGUGAUGACUUGAAUCUGUCUCAACCUUCCAUCAGCAAAGUGAUCACACUAACAGUGACAACACUUUCAUGGUCUCAUGUUCUCAUGCAGUUCAUUUAAUUUCCACUGGGUGUCCACACCUUGCAGGCUCACAACAGGCCUGUCUGUGACAACCAAUCAUAUCUGUUAAAAGAAUGUGUCUCACCUAACAACGGGGUCGACAACACCUCCUCACUAAGGUAAAACUUUCUGUCCCCUCCUUGCUCAGAGUCGCUCUGAGAACUUUCCUGAACAUAUCGCCUUAUAUAAAUAGUCCUAAUUAGGAGCUCUCUGAGAGUGUUCUCAGAAUGUUUGUGAAUACGGCCCCUGGUUUCUUGAAAGUUGUGAAUGCUGCUCAAGUAGUGAUUAGCUUUCUAUUUUUUGAUACAUUGAUUAACUAAUAUUGUAAUAUUGCUAUCGGGUGUGUCUCAGCCAUAACAGGUAAACUCUGUUGUCCAUCAAAUCAAAACCAAGUAAGAAUUAUGUUUGAGUAUUUUGAUCAGCAAUAAGAAAACUCUGAGCAACUGUGAAAAAUAUAAUGGCUACUUGCUACAACUCUGACGUCCAUUGUACUAUUUAAGAAAAAUUAAAUCACGUGGAGGUUGGCUCAUUGCAAGAUUUAAAGGCGCCGUAUGUAAGAAUGUGGCCAAAACGGUUACUGCACUCAAAUUCAAAAUAUUGCUGUGAGUCAUGCCCACCUGAUGGAGCUAUCAAGUGCUUUUUCCACGGUCUCUGCCUCUUACUGGGGGUGGAGGUGCUUGGACCCACAUAGCUAAAGAGAUGAGCGUUUUUAUCAUACAUGAGUGGCUCUCAGAGGGUACAUGCAUUUCCUGUUGUAUCAGUAAAGGUCAAGAUGUAUUAUAAUUGAUGUUAGCUGUUGACUAGGGAUGGACAUAUCGGAGGAAAUAUGCAGGAUAUUUGACCUAACUAUGCUUCAUUUUUGCUUCACCUCUGUAAAAUUAUAUAGCUUUAUAGCAAUAUAUAUGCGAAGACCUAAUGAGGACUCAAAUUGGUGUCAAAUGUAAAGUUUUGUCUUAUCGUGCUAAUGUUUGCGCUGUUACCAAAGCAAACACGCCGGCAGCGGCUGGACAGCGGCAUGCUGGAGAUUUGUUUUCCCAUGGGCGGCUGCCAUGGCAGGGCUGCGUGGCCGCAUCCUUGACCUUCGGUUUCUAGCGGACCGUUGAUGCAAGUCCGGCUUCUCUGCUGCUAACGCUGCUGCCGGGAUACAGCGGAGGAGGAGCCGGCUGCUAAUGCUAUGUACCGGGAUACUGCUAAUGCUGCUUGCCGUGCUGCUAACAUUUAUUUUUCAAAAAAAUCAGCCUGGUCGAUGACCCACCUGCACAUGGGCUACAAUGUGUGAUCGAAAAUGAAUAACAGUUGAAAGUAUUCAAAAUGUCCAUCCCCGUCUAGCUAUGAUGCUAGUUAGCCAACUUUGGCUAAAGCUUACCUGUCGAGGAGAAGAGUAGCCACUUCGACAUCCGAUUUCAAAUUCUUCUCUGGUUUCAACCGUCUCCACCGUUCGAAAGCAUCUCCUAUAUAGACCCUCGCUUUGCCUCGAGUUUUGUCUUGGCGUUUUUGGGAAUCAUAACGAGGUCGUUUGGGUUUAGUCGCACCGUCAGCCAUUGUAGCUCAGUCGUAACUGGCAACCCGGAUGCUGAGACUCUACUGACUGCGUGACUGGUAGACGGCGGUGGGUGGUGCAACAGGCCAAAACAGAAUUUCAAAACAUAAACAUGAUUUGUAGACCGUAAACAAUUUUUUAAAAUGCGAAUUUUCUGGCUGUACUAUUGUUGUCAGUGAGAUCAUUAUGUUAUAUGAACAUUAUUCCUUAGUCUCUGUGAAAUAUUAGGAUGAUUUUACAACUAUUUGCUUUAAAUUUCUUACAUAUAGCUCCUUUAAUAGUUAGGACUUCGGUCUUUUAAAAUGUAGUUUCCCAGCCUAACUGAAACUAAAAAUCAAAACCUUCCAUAAAUAAUGUUUUGUUCUACUUCUCAGGAGUGAGGAAGUUACAAAGCAUUCAAUAAAUGUUGCAUUGUUUGCAGUUUUGUUUUUGCACAGUCAUGUUCAGGCACAGAAAUAAACAGUGUUGACUUAAUAAACCCAUUAUCACCAUACAGGGACAUCAUUAUUUUCAAAAAAACUUCUGACUGUUCAAAGACUAUGCUUUAUUCUUAUAUCAGUCAGGCCUGUUAAUCCCUAAUGG